UUCUCCUGUCUCAUCGCUAGGUAGCUAUCAGAUGUCCUCCCAGCAUUGUGUAAAUGUCAACAUUUGCAUAUGGAUGACUUUCGGGUUCCUGAAUGUGCUGUCAGAUGCUGAAUUACUGAACUAGAUGAAUCUUCUGCAUUUAUUUCUGAUCUUCAGAGAGGCCUAAAAGAAAGCAGAGGACUGGCAUUUGUUACAGCAUUUUAAGGUUGCAUGUCUGGUUGGACUUGAUGCAUGACAUUUGCAUGACAGCUAACAACCUAGCUCUGGAUGUGUCACUGAGCAAACAUGGCCUACCCAGCAAAUACUAACGGCAGUGCUGCAGAAAAAGAGGAAGUUAUUAUAAAUGGAAAAGAUGAAAAUGAACGGAAAUACCCCUAUUUUGUGGAAACACCUUACGGCUACCAGCUAGACUUGGAUUUUCUGAAGUACGUGGACGAUAUACAGAAGGGGAAUACCAUUAAGAAAUUAAACAUCCAAAAGAAGAGGAAAGCAGUACCAGCCUCCACAAGUACCAAGAACUCUGGUGGCCAUUGUGGCGACUGGACUUCCACAGAGUCUCUGUCUUCUUCGAACAGUGAUGAGAACAAGCAGUCUUUCUUGGCAACAAGGAGUCAAGUAACCUCAUCUGUGGCUGUGAGACCAUUGGCUUCCCUUGAGGCAUCUCCCUCCUAUUUAACCGUCCCCGAGAGUAAGCAACUCCCUCCUCCUUCCCCACAGCUUCCUCGGCACAACCUCCAUGUGACAAAAACCCUCAUGGAAACACGCAGACGACUUGAACAGGAGAGAAUGAUGCAGGUAAUGCCGGGAGAUGUCCGUAGGCCCCGACUUUCCAGCUUUGGGGGCAUGGGCUCAACAAGCUCCCUGCCUUCUUUCGUCGGGUCCAGUGGGUACGGUCACUUGCCUCAGCAGCUCCACAAUGGCUACCAGGGGAAUGGAGACUUUGGAGCCUGCUUUGGCUCCUCCUUGGGCAGUUCCAUCCGGCACAGCCCAAUGAGUUCAGGAAUUUCCACACCAGUCACCAAUGUGAGCCCGGUGCAUCUGCAGCAGAUCAGGGAACAAAUGGCAAUUGCCCUCAAGCGCCUCAAGGAGCUUGAGGAGCAAGUAAAGACCAUUCCUGUGCUGCAGGUCAAAAUCUCAGUGUUACAGGAGGAAAAGAGGCACAUGAUGGCAGAACUCAAAAGCCAAAGGAAAUCCAGUCAAAAUGACAUGUAUGGCUUCAGAAAAAGAUCGUACAGUGCAGGAAAUGUGGAGCAGUGGGAGCACCUGUCUCAAGUACGAAGAGGAGGAGAACUUUAUAUCGACUGCGAGGAUGAGAUGGAGAGUGCGGAGCAGAGCUCUCGGAGGGUAGAGGAGUUCAGGCAGUUGACUGCUGAAAUGCAGGCUCUGGAGAAAAAAAUCCAGGACAGCAACUAUGAGGUUCCAUCGAACCUUAAAGAAAGCCUGACAAAAGAAAGCCGAUCUGUUGCUGUUGGUGCUGAUGAAAACAUGAAUGAUGUGGUUAUCUACAACAGAUCUUCAAGGCAACACAGAGAAGUAGCUGUGGGGACAGAGAAAGAAAUGAGAGAGUCUGGGGUUGGGGUGACGGAGGCCAUGCUUGGCUUGUCAACAGAAGUUGAGAAAGAAAUAGAGCUUCAGCAGCAGACCAUUGAAGCCCUUAAGGAAAAGAUUUACAGGCUGGAGGUGCAGUUAAAGGAGACAACAUACGACAGGGAGAUGACCAAAUUAAAACAGGAGCUGCAGGCGGCUGGAUCUAGAAAAAAAGUAGAUAAAGCCGUGAUGGCUCAGCCUUUUGUCAUCAGCAGAAUGGUGGAGGCUGUGGUACAAAUGAGAGACCAAAUGGUGGGUGACCAUGUGCAUGUUGCUGAUUCAUCUGUAGGCAGCCAUUUGGAAAUGAGCAGCGUGGGCACCUCCUGCAGGCCAGCGGUACGGAGCAUAGCGGUGGGCCCUGAGCUGCUCAUGAGCCGCUGGCUGGUGAGGGAGAGGGCAGAGAUGCGAGAUCAGUGCACGGGGAGGUGCGUAGAGCUGCUCGACAAGAAGGUGGGUGUGGAGACCAGCGUCUGCGAGACGGGUGUCAACACAGAGGAGUCUGUGGGUGACCUGAGUCUCUGUAGGACAGUGCGGGAGAUCCGGGAGACGAGGUCGAUCGGCUGCGGGGACUGCUCAGUGGAUGUGGUUGUUUGUGCCCCGAAGGAGUGCGUCUCCCGCCAGACGGCCACAGAGACUGUGUGCAGGGCAGAAGCCACAGUCAUGGCUGUGCCUUCCACAGCCACCCAGCAGACCAGCACGGCUAUGGAGAUGGUGAGCCGGUGCACCAGUACGGAGACACCGGUGACGGUGGAUUGUGGCACCAACACUGUUCCAAGCAGCCGUGACCAGCAAACCAGCACAGUGAGUGUGGAGAUGCGGACCGUGGCAGUUGGGGACGGCCGGGUGAAGGACAUACAUGCAUCUGCUAAAAUGCGUUCAGUUGGAGUAGGGACCUUGCUUUCCAGUCACCCUGGCUUUGAAAAACUCUCUGUGACAAAAACCAAAGACUGUGGUGUUGGGCAGAUAAACAUUAAUGAGAACUAUCUAGUUGGUCUUAAAAUGAGAAGCAUUGCCUGCGGUCCCCCUCCCCUGGUGGUUGUACCGACCAGUACCAGGAGCAUUGGUGUUGGGGGUGAGCCAGUGUGCGAGUCCGUGAGCGGCAUCCUGGAAAGCCCACUGCCUCCAGCUGAGCUGAGGACGGGCUUGGAUCACUAUAUCGAGCGUGUGCAGAAGCUGCUACAGGAGCAGCAGAUGCUGCUUGCCGAAAAUUACAGCGAAUUGGCAGAAGCCUUUGGUGAGCCACACUCCCAAAUUGGAUCGCUCAAUUCACAGCUGAUCAGUACCCUCACAUCCAUCAAUUCCGUCAUGAAAUAUGCCAGCACGGAGGAACUGCGGAGCCUGGACCUUCAGAAACAGUGCAUGGAGAAAAGUACUGCAUCAGCAGGUGCUACCGUGGAAUACAUCCCUCAUGGCCAACUUGCAGACACCCACUUAACUUCAAAUUUGCAAGCACUGAAAUUGGAGCAGGAUGUAGUGCCUGCUCAGGGGGAGAAGACUCCUCUGGUGGAAGCUGUUCGGGGAAGGAAGUCCUUUUCUUCUCAGGACAAAACUCUAGCUGCAAUUAACCUGACAGAUGACCAACUUGCCUCUGGCCUUUAUGUAUGUAGUAACAGUGAAAACACACUCAAGUCUAUCAUGAAGAAAAGGGAUGGAAAAAAGGAUUUGAGCAACACCAAGAAGAACCUGCAGUUUGUUGGCAUUAACGGCGGGUAUGAAACUACAUCCAGUGAUGACUCCAGCUCUGAGGAGAGCUCCUCCUCGGACUCAGAGGAAGAGUGUGAUGGCCACGUGUACCCCCAUGGCUGUGGUAGGGAUGGGGAGCACCCUGUGCUUGGCCCCCCAGAGACAGGUGCUGCAGGGACUGCAAAGGACGGGCCUCCCCUGGAGUGCGAGGCUGAGGAGGUGGAGAUCAGGGAGAGGUACGAACUAAGUGAGAAGAUGCUUUCUGCUUGUCACCUGCUGAAAAACAACAUUGAUGACCCCAAGGCAUUGACCAACAAAGAUGUGAGGUUUUGUUUAAAUACCAUCCAGCACGAGUGGUUUCGUGUCUCAAGUCAGAAGUCAGCUGUUCCUGAAAUGGUUGGAGACUACAUAACUGCUUUUGAAGAGAUUUCUCCUGCUGUCCUCAGACAUAUCAUCAAUGUGGCGGAUGGAAAUGGGAACACAGCUCUGCAUUACAGCGUCUCGCAUUCUAACUUUGAAAUUGUAAAGCUUCUUUUGGAUGCAAAUGUCUGUAACGUAAACCAUCAGAACAAGGCCGGCUAUACCCCCAUCAUGCUCGCCGCUCUCGCAGCUGUGGAAGCUGAGAAGGACAUGAGGAUAGUGGAGGAACUGUUCAGCUGUGGGGAUGUGAAUGCAAAAGCCAGUCAGGCUGGUCAGACUGCCCUGAUGCUUGCUGUGAGUCAUGGGCGAAUAGAUAUGGUUAAAGCUUUGCUGGCCUGUGGUGCAGAUGUCAAUAUCCAGGAUGAUGAGGGUUCUACAGCUCUGAUGUGUGCUAGCGAACACGGACAUGUUGAAAUAGUCAAACUUUUGCUGGCUCAGCCUGGGUGUAAUGGCACCCUGGAGGACAAUGAUGGCAGCACAGCACUUUCAAUAGCCCUGGAAGCUGGACAUAAAGAUAUAGCAGUUCUCCUUUAUGCACACGUCAACUUUUCCAAAACCCAGUCACCGGGCACUCCUAGACUUAGCAGAAAGACAUCUCCCGGUCCUACCCACAGAGCUACAUUUGAGUAGUGCUGCAUGAAUACUUAAAAAAAUUGUAAUGCCAUCUUCAAGCUGCUAAAUUUUACUGUUUUACUGGGACAGAUACUGAAUGUAAUUGUCUUGUGCCUGAACUCACCAGCAAAGUGAAAGCAGAGACCUAGUGCUAAGGAUAAAAAACCCUUAAACUUGAAGCAAGCGUAUAGUUAGGUAGUACUCAGCUGAGAGCCUUAGCCAGAACUAUUCUUUUUGCUCACUUACUCAUCUUUCCAUACACUGGCAUUAAUGCUGUUUUUCUUUUAGAUUGUCUUUCCCUAUGUUAUGUGCUGCCUAAGAGGUCUAAAGCUAUCCUUGCAGGGGGUCCCGGUGGCUUGUUUUAAAUCGUUCUAAAACAUUUAUGUUUACUGUGCCUAAACGUUAUCACAGUAACCUUCUCAUAAAUUUCAUUCCAACACAGUUUUGAUGUUUUUAAUUAUUCUGAAAUUGAGACGUUGCAGUUGCUUAUAUAGUGAGCUCCAUGAAACUUGAGCUGGUGGGUGACUGGAUUAGAUGCUGGGGAUAGAUCCUCUCGUGAGUUCAGAAGUUCACUAAGUAACUUGUUGCUAAUUGGGGAUAAUAUAUAACUUUUAUAUGAAAGAUAAUAAUGUCUAUAAAAUUAACUCGCACAGUAUUUUCAACAUUUUAUAUUCCUUAGUAAUUAAAAACUACAUGAAGAAUUACAUGUCACGAUACCAUAUUUUUAUUAACUGUGUCAGUGUAUAAGCUCCAUUCAUGUUUAUUGGAGAGUAAAAUUAGAGGUACCAGCUGUAUAUUCCCCAUGAGUGGAAAUGAGUGUAGUUCUCGGUGCAUAUUUAUGGAAUGCUACUACCUUGUCACAUUCACUUUAGUCAUGUGUAUUUAAAUGUUUGAAGUGCCUUAGACUCUUGCCAUAUUUUCAAAAUAAAAUUUCAUUAUGCUGUUUUAUUUCUCUCCUGUUUUACAUAUGAUUUGUCAUCAUCCAGAAAUGCUGCAGAUUAUACAUGCAGUAGCAAAACAGGAUGGAUUGGUAAAUCAAGGCAGGGAGGACUGGAUAGUUUCAACCCUUGGGGGUUGCUGAUGCAGACACCAUCAGUGCCCAUGUUGGCAGAGUGAAAAGCUUUGCCUAAUACACCUGCCUUCACUAGUCUUGUGCCUGCUGUGAAGGCUGGAUGGACAGCCUCUUUAAUGUCCAGGUGAAGCAUUGUGGGGAGGCAAUAAAGAACAGUGCUCAGGUGGUUUAACAUAGUUCUUGUAAAGCAGUUACCAACUGAAUAAAACCUUUGGGUUUUUAUCUUCCAAGAGUUUAUGUCUCAACAUAAUAGUCCCAAAGAAGCUCCCCCAUUUCAACAUCAGUCAGUUUGUGCUAUUGCACCUUCUGUAUGUUGUACUUCUCAUUCCACUUAGCAUCCAAUUCUGUGUGGAUUCUUAGCUAUCUUACCUAUCUGCUAGUUAUAGAGGUAUGACACCAGUUGGCCAAAUUGUUGUGAAAUCAAGAUGUUCUCUCUGACACCAGACUGACAGCAAGCAGCAGCAGCAGUUAAAUAAGUAAGUAAAUAAAUAAAACAGUAAAAAAUGCUCCAUGCUUUGCCAGCUGCACUCAAUUGGAGAUGGUUGGUGCCUGAUGUCAUGUGUGCCCGAGCUGGGCUGUGCCCCACAUGUGCACCUGCCACUGGUGGCACAAAGCAGCACCCACUGUCACCAUGGCUGGGGCCUCAGACCAGCUGCCUCACAUCCUUAAUGCAGUAAUGUCUCUGCCUGAGCAUCGGACACAUGGAGUGCAUGACACCAGCAUGGGCUUCCUUACAAAUUUCACACUCAUGUUGGCACUGGGAGAGCUUCUGGUUCAACAGAAUUAGUGGAAGUUUGAUCCCUUCCACAACCCUCUCUUGUUAGAGCAUGAUAAAGCGAGUGCUUUAUCCCCUUGGAUAUGUCCAUUUGUCCCCUUGGACAUUGCCAUUUCCCCUCCCAAAUACACCAGGCAUUGGUGGUGGUGAGGUGAAGGAGAAUGAUCAGUGAGGGCAGGUGCUGCUGUCUCAGACCAGGUUGGGUCAAUGAGGCACAAGCUGUUGGUUUUAGAACUGUUGCUGUGCCACUUCUUGCCACUAUUUGGACAACAGGCUGGAGAGCACACUGGAGUCAAGAUAGUUUGAUUUGUCCUUAGGAUUUUAAGAUGAAUGCUAUGAUGCUGUUAAACAGAUCAACCUGAUGAAAUGGAAAAAAAGGAUGACUGCUUCAAUCUGUCUCCAGAACAUGUUCUACUUAAUGUAUUUCUGAUUUCACAGAAAAUCCAGGCUAUUUAUUUAUGUUUGCCUGAAUCUAAUGGAUUAAAUUCCAUCCAGUGGAGAGACAUUGUGUCAACAAGACAGAAUCUGGACCAGGGACAGGUUCCUACUUUCUGUUUUACCAAGAGUAUAACUUUUAUUUAGUGCUGACCAGAAGCCAUUUAGUUGUGCUUCCUUAAGGAAAUUGGUAAUCAUACCCUUAAUUCUGGCUUUUAGCUCAUGACAGCAGCUUUAAAGCCUGUUGAUCACUCCAAAAUCUGACUUUCUCAAAGUGUUUGUUGAGGCAUCUGACAUCCUCUUGGGUACUGUCCGCUUUGCUGUUGCAGAUACCUUUCACAGCAGCGUGUCCACCAGGUUUUUGUCACCAAAACAGUUUUUCAAACAUUAUUUUUUGUGCUGCACUGCUACACUGCUACCAUGGAUCAUACAUGCCUUUUCCUAUGUAAUGUAGCUUGAGGUCGAAGAAAGAUUUGAAGCAUGUGUGAAUUUAGGUUUCAGAGUAGAGGACUCUAACUGCUAAAAUCUGAACCGGUGUAUGUUCCCAUCUCUCCCACCACAAUUUAGUAGGAGUCUUGGGCAAGCAGCUAUCCUAGAAGGGUUUAAAAUAAUUGGUUCAGUGAUUUUGGUGUCAAAUGAGAGAGACAGACACACCAAACCUACCUUUAUCAUCUUUUUUUUUCCCUGAAGGAGUGCAGAAAGUGAACAUGCCACUCUCCUCUUUUUUUUUUUUUUUUAGGGAAAUGUAGAGAACUGGAAUGUCAGAAACAAGUGUGUUAGGGGAUAUAGUUGUUCAACAUGAUUGUAUUGCUUUCUGAUGGCACUGGCUGGCAGAAGUGUCAGGAGCAAUCUGACUCUUCCAACUGCAUGCAAUAGGAGGACUACACAAAUCAGGCUUAUUGGGUUAAUUUAGCUAUUCCCCCUUCAUAAGCAAUAGGAUUGGCCUUCAUUGGCCAACUAGAGUUUAAAAACCUUUAAGGGAAGCUCUGGAUUUUGCUUUUCCAUGCAAAGUCCAGUUUCUUCCCAAAGGCUCACUGUCCUGGACUAAGAUGUAAAGCAGACUGCUCCCAGUUUUAUUUGUAUGUUGAAGUGGACCAUUGUGCCAUGUCACCUCAGGAAGAAUGUGAAAAAUAACCGUAGCUUUGGAUGUUUUUAUGGAUUCAGGUGAAAAGGACAGAGUAAGGAGAGUGCACAAACCUCAAGGAGAAUCAGGUAGGGGUUAGGAAAGAGUUCUUCACCAGAGGAUGGUGGGCACGGAACAGGCUGCCCAGGGCAGUGUGCACAGCCCCAAGUGAUGGAGUUCAUGGAGUGUCUGAACACCACUCAGGGUCUGAAAUUUGGACUGUCCUGUGUGGAGAAAGGAUUUGGACUUGAUGAUGCUUGUGGGUGCCUUCCAACUCAGGAUAUUCAGUGAGUCAGUGCAUGUUAUUUCUGGUCAGUGCAUGUUAUCUCAGGUCUCUGUUAUCUCAUUUGGGGAGAUGUAGUAUGUUCAGAAGCAUAAGCAGUUAAAAAGAAGAAAAAAAUACUAUUAAAAAAAAACCCAAACAUUAUAUAAUAAUUACUUCUUCUAUCAUUUGUUCUCUUUGAUGGCCCUCUUGUCCCCAGGAGGUUGACACCUGAAGUACCUGACGCUGUGAAUGUCAGUGUUUUCCCCAGUAAAUAGUGGGGAGGUUCCCAAAAACAUUUGUAUCCUCCUGUGCCCUGUGCCAGCCGAGUUGAAUUCCACCUUCUAGUGCUGGAUAGCGUUUAUCACAGGUGCUGGGAUUAGGGGGUUUACCAUGCAUACCAGCUUUGAAUUGAACUCCCCCCACACACACUCCCAGGCAUUUGUUUUCCAGUUGAGAUGAGAUGAUGAUUGACUCUCGGUAUAUCAAAGCGUGAUAUUGUCUUCACCUUUGAACUCCAAGCCUCAGUGAAUACAUAAAAUCCCUGACACUUUUUCAAGGCUGUAAAGGACUUUACUGUCCUAUUCCAGUUAGACUGUUACACAUGAAGUGAAGCUCAGUGCUGCAUACAAUCGCCCUAAGAAAUAAGAAGUGAGAUUUUUUGGUUAUUUGUACCAAUCUUUACGUGAUGGCAAUUGAUCUAAAUGCAUUUUUGCAAGGCACGCUUUCAGAGUUAUUCUAGAAAUAGACUUCUGUCUGCUUCUCCUGGUAUCUCAUGCUUUUGGCUGAGAAGCUGGGCUGCUCUGAGGCCAGUUCAGCCUGGUGUGAGUAAUACAAGCCUUGGCAUCAGUCCCUAACAUAGGCCUGGCUCAGUUUGCUAGGAUGGAAGCAACCCAAAGGCUACAGACAUCUUUGUGCCUUUGAACAGCAGCAGCAGAACUGGCUGUGAGCAGCUCUCUGCUGGGCUCUGUCUGCGUGCAGGCUUUAUCCUUUCCUCCGUUCCAGACCCACUGAUGGAAAGAUUAACCACAAACCCUUCCCAACGAAAAGGAGAAGUGUCCAAACUGGGUCUGCAUCCCUGGGAUGCAGGUGAAGUGUGGGCACUUGGUCUGUCCCUGAGCAGGGAGCAGAGGCAGGAGACCAGGCAGGAGUGCCAGAGAACAUGCAAGGAGAAUUUGGGGCUAAGCAUUUGGGGAGGUGACAAUAAUGAGAUUAGAGGAAAGGGACUCUGAGAUUUGGAUUUCUUUCAUACUCCAGUUGGGAAUUGCAGAACUGUUUGACCUCCUGAAGGUCUGGUGUAAUGCAGAGUGAAGUUAAUGAAAAGGUCCCUACUGACUCCUGCUGAGUUUGGCAGCUGUGAUUCUGCACGUCUGUUCUGAACCCCAGUGCCUGGUCAGAGUUCAGCUACCAAUUGCUGUCCAUUUCUGCCAGUUGCUCCACAGUUCACUUGGAUAACAUCACUCAGCAGAUCAGUACUUUUCUGCUUCUCUGUAAGUACUUGUGGGCAGGCAUGUGCUCUUACUGGCUGCAGAACAGUGACUGUUUGGGAACCUCUGUAAAAGGUAUUUUGCAGAAAACACUACAACUACUUUUUUGCAGAGAUGUCUGUAGCAACUUCUUAGAAGUGUGUGUGGAGCAACACAUCUGUUUCGUGCCAGGUUUUUAGGCAGUGGAGCAAUACACCAGAUUCAGUGAUGGUGGAAACAGUUCUGCCUUGCAAGCAAUGUAUGCAUAUAUCGAUCAGUGCAUUGGAUAGUUCUUUGUUAGGAGUGAUUAAUGAAUUCAGUGCCUCAAGAGCUCUGUUGGAAGUGUUCCGCCAUGAUAUGCAUCUCCAUCUUCCACAUUAGAAGAAAAAGAUAAGCCUGUUUCCGCACACACCCAUUCCAUGCAGGUCCCUGGCAGACUCUCAUGAAUAAGAUGUUCAUCAGGAAGAAUGGGAGCUUCCAGACAGCACCUGUUGGCACCUUUGCGGGGUCAGUGUGGCACAGGGAAGCAUUAUCAUCCUGUGCCAUUUUAUCCACCCGCUCCUUCACCCUUUGCUGCAGCCCAGAUGAGUGAUAUACCUUCCCUUGGCCAAUUCUCCCUGGACACCAUUUUCGUGCAUGUUUUGUUUGGUUAACCAACACAGCCAGCACCAGCAAAGACAAACUGCCUUUUAAAUAAUUCUUGCUAUAUAAAACUGCCCUUCAGAGACCUCUGCAGUAGAGAUCUGUAAAUAAAAGCACUAUUAUACUCUUAAGCAGAGUAUUAUUAAACACCUUCAGACAUGAAGAGCAGAAGUCAAUCGCCAUGUCUUUCAGACACAUCUACAAGCCACCUGUUGUGUGUGGUGAACAAGCUGUGAUGUAUCUGUGUUGCUGUUGGGCAUUUCUGGGCCCAGGGAGCCACGUUUUUUUGGUCCCAAGGUGUGUUGGACUUGCAGAACAGCCACUCACAGCCCUGUGGCAUUGCAAAGGGCAUUGCAAAGGUUAGCAGGCACUUGAUGGACCAGAAAAUGGCUUCCUCACACAGCACAGUCAUUCCUGCAAGUUUGUCUUGAGAAUUUUCCAGUUUGACUAUACGUAUUGCUCGUGGUGGCUUAACCUGCAGGAGGUUUAGCAGCAGGAGGAGCAAGAAACCCGUUCAUGUCUCCUGUGGUGGAUGCAGAUUUGGGAGGGGUGUAAGCAGAGCAGCUGCAUGAAGAGGUUGAGAGUGAUUAGAAACACAGACUGAUAAAAGACAUGAGAUUUGGAAAUGAGAAUUAGGAAAAUCAGACUGAAACAACUGAGGGAAAAUAAUGCAAGUUUGUGGGAGUGGCAGAAGACUGGAAACCUGUAAUGUGGGGAGAAACCUUGUCUGAAAGUGAGCUAAGGAAGAGCUGGUAGUGAUGAGAGUAGAAAUGGCCCAUGCGUGUUUCUGCACCUGGCCAUCAGCAAGAUAUUCAAAAGGAGACUGAUGUUUUGCUGAGCGGGGCUUCCUAUCUAUUAGGGAUGCAACACACCACCAGAAUGUGUCUGCUGAAAUAAUGUGCAGUACAGGUAACUUCCACAGGAGCAGUAAGGCAAGAGAUACAACCAAAGGUGAGGAAGUUCUUCAGGUUAGCUCUGUAAAAAGGAGGGCUUAUCUAUUGAGAUGGGUGAAUUUGUAAAGGAGUAUUAGCUUGCUGCCAUCUCUAGCUGUUGUAAGAUGAUUGCACAUUCUGGCCUUCACAUGACAACUUGUCUUUUGUCAGAAGUGGGUCAAGAACUGCAGACCGAGCAGACACAUGUAUGCAUGAGAGGUAUGUCUGCAUACCUCUAAACACGUCCAGCCAGGAGGAGCACUGCUCUGAGGGAAGGACCUCUGCAGAUGGCAGCAGGCUGGGAUCCUGGGAGCAGCCACCUCUAGCCACACUCACCGGACUGUAGGUGUGUACUUCUUAGUGUUGUGUUAUGCUCUUGUUUAUUUUACUUCUGCCCAGGCAUAUUCUCCCAAGAUCUGGGAUCGAGAGCUGUGGCUUGUGUCCCAGCACUGCUUUUGGAAGCAGUGAAGAGAGCUGCAAAACAUCUGCUAGCAGAAAUGUAAGCUCCACAGAAAGAAAGGCAUGCAUAACACUGUGUUAAGCUGCAAAGCCCCUGCAGCUCUCCCAGCUCAGCAUGGACAAGCUUGAUGUUACCUGCAUGGAAAUCUAAGGGUGGUGUUUUAUGGCUUUUGAUGCACUGGCCCGCACAAGAUUUGGAAAUUUAUCUACAAGACAAGUCCUAGGAACUGAAGCUUCCCUCACAUUACAUGAUGACUUCCUUGAUGAACAAAAUCACUUGCCAUGCAAGCUGGUAAAACAGACUUAUUUCUGGUGCCUGAAGUGUGACACAUGCACAAACUUGUCCCCCACCAUUACAAAGGACCUGUGCAAGGACUCUGAUAUGGACCUGUAUCACAUCUUUAUCUCCAAUUUGAAGAGAGACAGAUUUGAAGGAUGGACUAUUCAGUGGUUAAAGAAUUGGUUGGAUGGUCACAGCUCGAGUGUUAUUGUUAGUGGCUCUAUGUCCAGGUGGAGAUGGUCACAUGUAAUUUCUCUCAGGGGUCAUUACAGGGACUGAUUCUCUUCAACAUCUUUAUCAAGGACAUAGACAGUGGGAUUGAGUGUACCCUGAGCAAGUUUGCUGAUGACACCAC
Messenger RNA from Phasianus colchicus (ring-necked pheasant), 12103 nucleotides. RefSeq names its product KN motif and ankyrin repeat domains 1 (gene KANK1). Lineage: Eukaryota; Metazoa; Chordata; Aves; Galliformes; Phasianidae. The record is from RefSeq and is a predicted model, not a curated record. Gene Ontology annotation, cellular component: cytoplasm; cytoskeleton. Gene Ontology annotation, biological process: negative regulation of actin filament polymerization. Gene Ontology annotation, molecular function: protein binding.